This is a messenger RNA of Diospyros lotus (date-plum), 3142 nucleotides long. Its product is annotated as nucleolar complex-associated protein 3. Lineage: Eukaryota; Viridiplantae; Streptophyta; Magnoliopsida; Ericales; Ebenaceae. Gene Ontology annotation, cellular component: nucleolus. The transcript has 13 exons. Gene Ontology annotation, biological process: DNA replication initiation. The record is from RefSeq and is a predicted model, not a curated record. The coding region runs from base 287 to 2827 and encodes 846 amino acids. Gene Ontology annotation, molecular function: chromatin binding.
UUUUUGAUUUUCUUUUGAAAACUCGUAAACCCCCCCCCCCUCUCUCUCUCUCUCUCUCUGUGCGUACGCGUCUGCUGAAAGGAAGCCGCAGCUAAUAGAUGAUGUGAAGAGAGAAGAAGAUAGGCCAGGCCUUCUACAGCAUCUUCCUGCAUUCGCUAGCCAUUGUCAGAGAAGAAGCUUGACCUACCAGAGGUUGCCGGUUCAGUACCUAUCUGUAUCUUCUGCCGUUUGUGUUCUUUGAUUUGGGUGUAAACCCUAGGGUUGUUUGGUCGAUUGUGCGCGUUCAAUGGGGAAGAAGCAGAAGAUAGUGCUGCCGCCGGAGCUUCCGCCGGAGGUUUCUGAGGAAGAAAUCGAAGUAUCUGACGAGGACGUGCAGUUUGUGGUUCAGAAUCCGGAGUACGCUAGCGGAGUUUCUAACUUAGACACUCAUUCAAUUACCAGGCAUGUUACUCGUGUUGCUGAUGUAAAAGAAGAUGCUUUGGAGUCUCUAUAUGAAAAGAGGUUCAAAAAGAAGUUGAUAGAGGAAAAAAAUGAGGAAAAUGGCCUUGAAGUUGAUCGUGUAGAUGCACUUCCAGUGAAGACUUUGGAUGGAAAACUUUACUACAGGACAGUGCCAAAGAUGUCACAAAAGUCUGAAAAUGCAACCAGUAGAGACCAGGACAUUGUUAACAAUGAAGCUGAUGGUGUAGAUAAAAGUUUAGUGAAGUUCACAAAAGCAGAAAAACGGGCAAAGCUAAAAAAGAUGAGGAAAGAGGCGAAAAAGCAAGCCAAAAAUAUGGCUGAAGAAGAGGAAGUGCAACAAAACCCUCAAGCUGCAGUGUUGGCUGAGGUGGAAAAAGAACUCACAGCUGAAGAAGCCAAUGAAAGUAAAAAGUUUAAACUUGCUGAACUUGGAACAGACCUGCUUACGGAUCCAGAAUCCAACAUUAAAUCCCUUAAAGAGAUGCUGGAGAUCUCUAAAGAUGCGGAUCACACUAUAGCAGUUCUUGGACUGAAGUCUUUAUUGGCUGUUUUCAAAGACAUUAUUCCUGGUUAUCGCGUUAGGCUGCCCACUGAGAAGGAGCAGCAAAUGGUUGUUUCAAAAGCUGUUAAGAAAAUGCGGUAUUAUGAAUCCACCCUCCUAUCCGUUUACAAGGCCUAUUUGCAGAGGUUAAUAGCCUUGGAAAAGAAUGCCUCAUUUCAUCGUGUGGCUAUUCGCUGUAUCUGCACUUUAUUAGAUGCAGUUCCCCACUUCAACUUUCGUGAGAGCCUGUUGGCUGCUGUUAUUAAGAACAUAAGUUCCCCAGAUGAAGUUAUAAGGAAGUUAUGUUCUCAGGCUGUUAAGUCACUUUUUACCAGUGAGGGGAAGCAUGGUGGUGAGGCUACUGUGGAGGCAGUUAAAUUGAUAGCAGAAUAUGUAAAAGCUCACGAGUGCCAGUUACAUCCUGAUUCCAUUGAGGUUUUCUUGUCUUUGUCAUUUGAUGAGGAUCUUAGAAGGAAUGAAAUGGAGAAUGUGGAUAACAAAAUGAAAAACAAGAAAAAUAAAAAGAGAAAGAAUUUUGAGGAGCCUAGUCAAUUGCAACAGAAUGACAAAAAGAAAAGUCGAAAGGAAUUAAUGUCAAAAACAAGAGACGAGGUUAAUGCUGACUUUAAGGCUGCUUCGUUUACCCAAGAUGCCAUGGAACGGAGAAGGAUGCAGACUGAGACACUUUCUGCUGUAUUUCAAACAUAUUUUCGCAUCUUGAAGCAUGCUAUGCAGUUGACUGCAGCAAGCUCUGAAGGGAUUUCAGGUUCUUCAGCUGGCACAUCUGAUGGUCACCCUUUGCUUGCACCUUGCCUAAAGGGAAUUGGAAAAUUCUCUCAUCUAAUUGACUUAGACUUUAUGGGGGAUCUGAGAAAUUAUCUACGGAAACUUGCUGGAGGAGGUAGCAACUCAACUAGUUCUUCAGAGAAAAGUUUGAGACAACUGACAGUCUCUGAAAGGCUGCAAUGUUGCAGUGUGGCUUUUAAAGUGAUGAGGAACAAUCUAGAUGCCUUAAAUGUUGAUUUACAGGACUUCUUUGUUCAGCUUUACAGUAUUAUAUUGGAGUACAGACCAGGAAGGGAUCAGGGUGAAGUGUUGGCUGAAACUCUAAAGAUAAUGUUGUGUGAUGAUAGACAACAUGACAUGCAGCGUACUGCUGCAUUCGUAAAGCGUUUGGCUACCUUCUCUUUAUGCUUUGGAUCUGCUGAGUCCAUGGCUGCUUUGGUGACUGUAAGGCAUCUUCUUCAGAAAAAUGUCAAGUGUCGGAAUCUGUUAGAAAAUGAUGCUGGAGGGGGUUCGGUUUCUGGUUCCAUUGCGAAGUUUCAGCCUUAUGCUUCGGACCCAAACCUUAGUGGAGCCCUGGCUUCGGUUCUUUGGGAACUCAACCUUCUAUCUAAGCACUACCAUCCAGCUGUGUUGACACUAGCAUCGAACAUUUCAACCAUGAGCACCGCUCACAACCAUGUUUAUCAUUCCAACAUGUCACCUCAACAAGCUUUCCUGGAAUCAUCACUCGAACAAGAGUCAUUCAACCCGAAGAUUGACACAGGGAAGCUAAACAAUAAAAGAAGAGGAUCUGGAUAUGGAUCUGGCAAGUCAGAUUCUAAUGGGAUGAACCCUGGUACGACGAAUUUGGGUGAUGAAGGUAUGGUCAGGAAGAAACUCUCGGAACAUUUUUGGUUAAUUCAUGAUAUCAACAAAAAUAAGCAAUUAAGGGGCGAGUUGGACCGCACAACACAGUCCUUGCAAUUAUACGAACAGUAUAAGAAGCAAAAGAAAGUGAAAAAAGAUGGUUUGAAACUGAGGAAAGUGGGAAAAUCGUAGCUUGCAGCGUGCUGCUGGAUGAAGUUUCAAAGUGAUAGAACUCAAGUCUGCGGUACUUGAAAAUACUGGGGAAAACAUGAUAGCGCAAGGACACUCUGGAGCACAAUAUCUAUAUUCAGGGAGGCUGGUAUUAUGAUUUCUCUUUAUUGUACUUCAUAUUUACAGAAUUUCAUGAAGAGAACUGUUUGUAGUGUGGAAACCUCUAUAUGUAAAGCAACUCUAAGGCUGGUAAUGCUUCCUCCACCUUUUGGUGGUUAAAUUAUCGGUCAAAUUGUUCCUGCAUAAAAAGAUAAGAGAAUAUCUUUUUUGUUUGAA